UGGCAGCGCUGGUGGAGGUGUGGCGGGGGGUGUACAGCAGCAGCGGGGGCAGCGCGGGCGUGCGCGCAUGGCGCCCCUCCAUGGACCCCUGCAGCGAGCUCGCGCCCUUCUCUCUUCAGUGCAUGCCCACCGUCUCGCGCGAGGCUAAACAGCGCAUCGUCUCGCUAACAAUCUCCGGGCAGGCGUUGCGAGGCGCACUCAGUGCAGCAGUGGGAAACCUCUCCGACCUGGCGGACUUUACGCUCAAAGACACAAGGGUGGGCGGCACCCUGCCUCAAUUCCGUAGCUCUUCACUGGUUGACCUCUCUAUUCUCAACAGCCCUAUUGAGGGCCCCAUCCCCUCUCUCCUUGCCACGUCACCGAUUCUCGCCACACUGGCCAUCUCCGGCACGCGAGUCAACGGCAGCAUACCAGAGGACUUGGUCAGCGGCACCACCACGCUUCAAUUACU
Molecule: messenger RNA, 451 nt
Organism: Closterium sp. Yama58-4
Lineage: Eukaryota; Viridiplantae; Streptophyta; Zygnematophyceae; Desmidiales; Closteriaceae
Source: the annotation of a GenBank genome assembly